AUGGCCAAAGUGAAGACUUGGAAAACAAAGGCUGAUGUGUUAAGAGAUAUAGCAGAAGCUACAGGGACAGCACCAAAGAAUGAUAUAGCUGCACAGUAUAUAGUUGUGGGAGAUGCACCACCACCACCACGUCUCAGGGAAGAUGAAGAUGACGAAAUGGAACUGAUGUUCGGGGACUCGUAUAGAAGACUGUCACAGACGGAAAAUAUAGGUCCUGACCUCGCUGGCAUACGGCAAAUGUUAGAUAUGGUGCGGAACUUGGACUGCGAUGAUGAUGAUGAAGAUGCUGUUGGUGAUCAAACUAAUUACGCAAUUACUAUUAGUAAAGUUAAAAGUGAUAGUUUAUUGAACCCUAAUGUCCCUGAAUUCGUGCCCAAUGGUGGUGUUAAAAAAGAAACUAAUAUUAAUGGUGUUGUACAGAGUGCUAGUGCGUAUGUAGAGACAAGAAAACAAACAUGUAACUAUGGUAGUAACAAUAAUGUGACAGUUGAGGCAGGCCCGCAAGCAACGAGCUAUGAAGACAUAACAACAGCUCUCAAAAACACUAUCAGUGAAGCGGCUAGGUCAGACAGUCAGUCGUUUCAUUUGAAAAAACAAAAGAACGUCGCUAUAGCAACAUUAUUGCGGCUCUAUGCCAACAACGACACCAGCUCCAAACCAGACGUUAAGCUAUGGACUCCAGAGCAGUUUGAAAGAACAAAAAAUGUUAGUUCGGACGUUAAGGUAGAAGAAAGUAAUGCCUCAGGUAAUGCGACUCCUAAAGAACAGGCUUUACCUUCGACUCUUAAUGAGCCCUUAAGAAGUCCCGACAGUAGUGACAACAUCAACCCAUCAAGGGCUUUAGCACAGGAUCCAGAAGUGAGAGAAUCAAUUGCAAAAGUCAACCGGUGGUUAGCAGCACCAGUUCAAGAAAAGCCGACAAAAACUCCAUACCUGGGGCCUAUAUCUUUCAAGAGAAAGAACCCAGUCGUCAAGCCGAACACUGCAACACCUUCUCCACAACCCAGUACGCCUUCAAAUUCGGACAGUCCAUCAAGAUCAAUACAAUUAUAUCAACCUACCAAGUUUGCCGCAGACCUCGGAAAGCAGUUUCGUGAGCGCAACGAACAAAAACAAAUAGAUGCUGAACUUCAAGUACCGAAUUGGGAAAACCUUAGUGACGUGUUGAAACAAAAGGACAUGGUUGCUAAAAAGCGGUUGGCAGGGCAAAUAUCAUCAAGCACGAGCAAUGCCGAUUCGUAA
Molecule: messenger RNA, 1242 nt
Organism: Spodoptera littoralis (African cotton leafworm)
Lineage: Eukaryota; Metazoa; Arthropoda; Insecta; Lepidoptera; Noctuidae
Source: the annotation of a GenBank genome assembly